AUGGGCCGGCGAUUAUUCACACAGAAGUUUUCCGAUUACCAUCCACCGGUUGUUGCAUGGACGUCCUCUUGGAUAGGUCGUAAGAGGUCGGAUGGCGGAAUAUGACUAGGGAAAUCCGAGGGAUGUGCGUUCAACAUCUUUAUUAUUAGCUGCACUUUGUCCACAGAUCGAAUUUCUUCCUGUACAUAUACACAUUGCGACAUCGUAGUACGGUGAAAUUAAUAUCUUGCACGAGGUUUUGCAGAUCUUGUUAAUUAGACUUCUCUAUCUAAUAGACAGAAAAUCUGGCCGCUGCUGUCUUACAAGAAGAACACCAAACUCUAGAGGCCCCAAACACCGUGGGGGUUUCGAAUUGCAUUUUCAGAGGGACUCGCUCGGAAUUAUACAAACAUCAUCAUCGUCGAGACCGUGGGCCAUGUCUUGGACUACGACCUCGAGUGGAGACUUGCUCACCAUAUGGCGAAUUGGACGGCUGAACCACGCAAGACCUCACUCAAACGUACGGACGUUAAGCGGUUGAUAUCGGCAAUGAAGGAACACAAGCGAGGAGUUAUGGUACGAACGUUCUGUGAAUAACAUGCUUUAGUCGCGCCACCAAAAACCUAUUGAUGCCGUUGGGGGUAAAACGAAUAAAUAAUUUUUAUACAUCAUUACUACUUAUUUUCGGAGAAAUGGUAAAUAUGACCACGGAUUAUAUUUUGCGGAGGACAUACGAAUCAUAAAUAUUAAUUAAUUGCAUAGUUACCUAUUAACGCAUAGGCGCCGACUUUUAGUUUUAACACGGGGGGCAAAUAAAAAAUUUAAACUACUGUACAUGUACAUAAUUUACAUAUAUAUAACGUCAUAAUCGUGGUAAUUUAUCUCUAGCCAUAUUCAGCCAAUAAUUUGUUUUGAUGAACGUUUCUAUGUUAAAACUCAUUAAAUGCUAUAAUCAAAUAUACUCAAAUAAAUUGUACCCAUACACAAAAAUACUAUUUUUACGUUUUACUUCCGUUAUAAUAGAAGUUUGAGGGCUAUGUAUCCCUUAAAAUUAAAAUUCGGGGACGAUUGCCUUUGUGAAGUCGGCGCCUAUGUAAUUAACGUAUAUGUCCAUGAUAAAAACAAAAUAUGGUUAUAUGAGGCGUUUUAGAUAUUUCGAUAUUAAUUAAUCGAUAAUAAACACCGAUUUGAUAUAGAUGAAUCGCAGACGCUUCGUCCCUGUCAAAAAGUGAGUUCACGGACGUUUCGUCCUCGGCAAUUAUUAAGAUAGGACGUUUGGUCCUGGGGAGUUAUAGCCAUUAAAAUAAACUGCUAACUGUAUAGUUCCCACAAUCAAAUAUUGACCCCUUGAACAUAUGAGCUCUGCUAUUAAUUAUUAUUUUUAUUUUAUUUUUUUGAUAAGUAAUCACUUAAUUAAGCAGGUGUCUGAUUUAAUUUUUACGACGUCUAGAAAAGACAAUUAUUAGUCUUCUGUCCAAAUUUCAAGUCUCUUCAAACGUUUUGAACUGAAUUACAAUAAAAACACAAAAUUGAAAAUAAUUAAAGCAUUAUUUUCCUAAAUUAUCCCGUUUUCCCUGCGUUUUUGUCCUGUUAUUCCCGAUUAUUAUGAAAACUGCUUUAAAAUCAAAAAAUAACCUCUUUAAAGUACAAACUCGAUAAAAUUUCUUUUCAGAAAAGGUACUAUACUUGAUAUAUCGGAGCAAAAUUUCUGAUAGAAUAUUUGUACACAAUAUAAACAAAAAUAAUAAACAUUAUUGUAAAAUCAAUGCAUUCCUCAUUCAGCUCAAAAUCUAAAACUAUCCUUUAUUAUUUUUAUGUAAAGGAUGAUGAAUAUAAUCUCAUAACUAAAAAAAUAUUAGUAUUAUUCAUUGCAACAUAUAAGAAUUAAAGACAAUGUUUCAUUUUAAAAAAGAUUUUAUUAUUAUUUUUACUCUCGUCAUGAUUUCAUUGGAAUGUAUGUAAUGAAUUUAUUACGGUUGGUUUAUUUAUUUUUUAUGAUUUUAGGUAUCUAUACCUAUAGAUAGGUACAUGUUUUUAUAUCCAGUAAUUAAUUCGUAAAUUAGUUUUUUCUUUUUAGAUUUGAGGAAGCAUAUAUCAUCAAUUGCUCUCUUGCUUUAUUUAAUUAAAAAUUAAAUUAAAUAAGAUUAGUAGGUAAUUUAGAAUAAGAGCUGAUACUGUUGACGAGUGUGCUACUGUUGUAGCUGGAAAAUUGAAAAGAUAGGAUAAACUCAUUUCAUUAAUUAUAUCUCAAUGAUUGGAUAAAUUAUUGAAAAAGAAAUAUGAUUCUGAGCAAAUUUUGAUUAAAUAUGUUAUGCAAUUAUGUAUUUUUUAUGAUUUUCGUUAAAAUUUGAUUUUAAAACGCUUAAGCUUUCUGUGUUAAACCUCUUUUGAGUAACGAGAACCCCCAUACGUUUAAUUUAAUAUAUUUUGCAACAUUGCAAAGUCUUCAAUUAAAAAUAAUUGGCAAUUGAUUAUAUUUAUCAAUGCUUAGAUAAUAAUACUUAAGUAACCGAAAAAUUGUAUUUAUUUUUUUUUUAUUAAAUGAUCAUAACGUAACUGUCAUCUAUUUGAUCAAUCGUAUGAAACUUUAGACUUACUACUGGAAUAUAACAAAGAAUAACAACCACGGUUUUUUAAAAGUUUCGCUCACUAUCCGCGUUAAUUUUUCUACUUCAUUUUCAGCAAUGAGACGAAUAAAAACUUAGCUCCUUAAUUCAAUGUGGCAAGAUAGGUUUACAAACUCACCUUUAUUACAUAUUGAAAGGGAUGUAUCAAAAAGUUUAUGCGUUGAUAGUUUACUUGUACUUUUAUUUGUAAAAACGGAUCAUAAAUUUAAGUUAAAAAUUUAACAUUGUGACAUAUUUAAUCAUUUUUUCAAUACAUGAUUAUUAUACAUUAUAGAUAAAAUAGUGUUUUUAUUGUUUCUUUUUAUAAGAGUUAAGUCCAUGGACGCUAGGAUUAAACAUUUCGCGGGAGCAAACUUAUUAUACUGUAUUUUUUGUGUUAAACAUGGAAUACAACUAUUGUAAAACUAAUAAAAUUAAUAUUAUUUCAAUAAACGAAUGUUUAUUAAAAAUUGAUAAUUACAUAUUGUUAGUUUUAAAUUCUGAGUGGAGCGAAGAAGCUUAUGAUUUUACAAAGAUGUUUAUUUUUUUUCUCUGUACAACUUUUCUAUGAAAGGACUUGCUCCGAUUUUUUUGUACAGUAACUUUUCUGAAGGGAAAUCGGAGUGGGGAAGUACCUUAAAAAGGUCAUUUUUCGAUUUUUUCAAAAAUUUUCUCAUCAAAUGUGAAAAACCAAAAAAAAAAAAACCAGAAAAUUUACGAAAUAUAAUAAAUAUAAUAUUACCAAUUUUUUUUUUGUGGACAAUUUUCUACCACCACUUUUAAUGAUAGCAAUAUUUCUGAAAGGAGAUUUCACUUGGAAGGUACUUUAAAGAGGUCGUUUUUCCAUUUUCCCUGAAGUUUUCUCAACAAAUAUGAUAAAGUGGGAAAACUGGAAAAGUUGGUACAACAUACAACAAAUAAUAUUAAAGGAAAUAUAUAGAGCCUAUUUUUAUUAUUUCACUAUAAUAUGGCAUAUAUAUUGUUGACAAAGCAUCACUAUCUACUGAACUCAACUAAGAAUCGUUUUUUCUUAAGCAAUAGUUUAUAUCAUUGCUAACAGGUAUACACUAAAUUACCCAUAACAGUGGCUGCACCCGUCCCCAUUAUCUUAGGACAUUUUUUUUUUUUUUUAUUGAUCGAAAAAAAAAGAAUAUGUACUUAAUAUUUUUAAUGAUAUAAUUUUGUUUUCGAUUGUCUAUUUCAUUUAGGUUAUGCUUGUGUUAGAGAUAGAGUAUUAGAGAUUUUUAAAAGUUUUACUAGUGAUAUUUGGUUUAAUAUACAUAAUAAUAUUAUGUACAUUAUACAAAUUAAAUUACCUUAAAUAUUCUUUUUUCUCGAUUUCUCAUUUACAACAUUGACAUAAUCAUGAUGCUAAAUAUUUCGGUUUUUUUUAAGUAUAAUUAUAAUAUAUUUGCGUAUAUUGUUUCAUUAAAAUGCUAUGUGGUCUAUAGGUAUAAGAAAAUGUGACAAUAUUUUGAAAAAAAAAAGGAAGAAGUUUAAUUUGAUUGUAGGUAGGUUAUUAGAAGGCUUCGUAUAAGAAGCCUUUCAGAACAGUAUAUUAUGGUUUAUUUAUAUUAUAUAUUCAACGACAUUAUUGUACAGCGCUGAUUCAUGCAAUAACAUAUUAUACGUCGUAACAUGUGGCAGCACUGUGCGUAUUUCUCCCGAUUUUUCCUAUUCUAAGCCGCCAAAACGCCGCCAUACAGUUUCCUUCGUCGCGCGCCCGAGUGAUUUACGUUGUUCUCCAGGUCGUCUAAAAUAAAAAAAAUAUGUCUGGCACUUUUUUCAAAUCGUCGUUUACCAUCAAUACGAAAAUGUCAAAUGUCGAAAGUUCAAUAUCGAUUAAGUGAGUAUCACUUUACCUACCUAUUUUAUAUAAUAGUUGAAAUUUCAUUUGUAUGAUUUUUUUUAUUAUUACAUACUUAUACAAAUAAAAAUUCUAGUAUUUUUCUUCUCAGGUUUAUAUAUUAAUUUAAAUCGUUUUAAACAUUUAUGUAGUCACCUAGUUUCAAAACUAACGUUUUAUUUUACGUACCUAUAUUUUGAUUAUAUAUUGUACCUUUAGAUAUUGUGAUUUUCCCUCAUAACCCCUUAUGCGUUCAUUUUUUCUAUAUUAACAAAUAUAUACCUAUAUAUUAUAACAGACACAAUAAUGUAUAGACAUAGACUUCUUAACAAGGAUUUUUAAGUUAGUGAGUCAUAAGCCCAUUUAUUAUAAUAUUACAUACAUACUGAAAUGUUGACCUAAAUAUUACUAUGGGGAAGGAAUUUACCACAUCUUUCAAUCACAUCCAUCAUGUUUUUUAAUCUUACUUUAAAUAAUAAUCAAGGAUAUAUUGUAGAAGAAAAUGUUUUAAUUAAAUAUAAUAUGUUUGUCUGUAUUAUUAUUAUUAAGUAUUUUUUUUUUUUGUUGUUGUAAACACGCAGUCCCAUGGGGUGUUAAAAUUACGUUUACAGGAGUUAAGGCCCUUCUAUAUAUACAGUUAUGCCGAUGUGAAUAGUAACACAAAAUAUUACAGUUAUCGGAUUAUACCAUUGAUCGCCCAUCUCCAGUCCAGUUAAACUAAUAUGUAAAGAUCUGCUCAAAAUAUUAUAAAAAAUGAUAAUAAUAUUUAUAUGUUAGGAGUUUUGUUCCAUUAUUUCAAAAAUUGCAUAAUGUAAAAUGCAUUAAAAACGAUUGCAUAAAAAGUAUAAACAUUCAAUGAUAUAAACUAUAUAGAUUAUAAGUACGCGAGCAAUAUUAUCAUAAGUUAGCAAUGUACUUUCAUAGAGAUAUAACUUAUGAAGUAGUACCUACCCAUAUAUCACAUUUUACAGUUUAGUUUUGUUAUAAAAAUAUAAUAUAGGUAUUAUUUUUUCUUUCAAUGCAUUUUCUGGGCUACAUUGACCACAUUGUGGUCAAAACGAUUUUCAAAAUUAAUAACACAUAUUUAAAAAUACUUUUUUUUAUUGACUUUUUUAUACCAUUAUUUGAAAUCAAAUGAAAAAUAGAAGUUCAUUGUGAUCUGUAAGACGUUGUUAUUUACCAAUUUAAAAAAAUAAGUUAGGAAAGCCCACUCUGAGAGAGUGUAAAGUUCUUCAUUUGUAAACCUAUUUAAAAUGAUUAAUUGUAAUGCUAUACAUUAUACUUUUAAAAGAAUUUAGUUAUUAAAUACUUUAAUUUUUAAAUUUCUUAAUGUUCUUAUACUUUGAUAUUUAUUUUUUUUAAAUUGUCUAUUAUGAAUUUAUAUUUUUAAAAGGUAUUCUUAUUCAAAUGAAUAUUUAUAAUGAUAUGUAAUAAUAAUUAUAUUACAAAUAAUAUAUUACCUUGCCAAUCAAAUCAACAAUCAUAACAAUAUAGCAGAACAACGAAGAAAUGAUCAUAAAAUGAUAGGAAAAUAUUACAUAAACAAUAAGUUAUACCUAUUUUUGUAAAGAAAUUUUUGUCCAUAAAAAUGGCCACAUCCCUUCCCCUAAAUGAGUAUCCAGUAAUAGAUUUAUAAGACAUUGGGCUUAUCUUUAAGGUGAAUAUUAAACUGCUAAAAAAUGUUUACAACUUUACAAUAUUGAAGAAAAAUUAAUGUAGUAAAAAUUAUGGUAUAACCUAUACAACAGUUUACAUUUUAGUUUUACUACGAAAAGUAGAUAAAUACAUUAUACCUAGGUAUAGGUACCUACAAUAUUUUCAGUCACGACUAAUAAGUUUAAAAUUGUUUUAAUGAAUUUAAAAUUUCCUUAUAAAUAAUACUUGGAUAGACAUUUUAUUAUGUUUAGUAAAUAUUAAUGAUACAAGGUAGACAAAGUAUGCCUAUGUGGCCUAUGUAUUAUAGGUAGGUUUAAAUGUAUAAUUUUAAAAGCAAUUAUAAACCAAUAAUAAUUAUUGUCUUAAAUUGUUGUUUACUCGUAUAUAAGUAGUAAGUGUCAUUUAAAUGGAUUGUUUAACGGUUUUAAAAUCGAUAUAUAAAAAAAAGAAGAUUUUACGAAUGAAUAUAUUAAUAUUACUACGCUUUUAUGGAAAUGAUUGAAGUACCUGUAUACCUAUACUUAUGCAUUUUAAUUAGAUAGGUAGGUAGGUAUAAAUAUAUAGAAAAACAUAUAUUUUUCACGUGACUGUACUUAUCGUUUACGUAGAAAAUAACACCAUCGCAUAUAACAGUAUAAUAUAUUCUUGCGUUUAUAAUAAUAAUAAUAAUAAUAUUAAUAUUAUUAUUAUUAUUAUUAUUAUUAUUAUUACGAUCUAUUGGGUUACAAUAUAAGUAUAGACGUGGAUUGAGCCCUCCCAUUCAUGUGAAGUUUUUGACAAUGUAAAGAUGUGUCGGAACAGCGCGAUUGUUUCGUCAUGCUCAAAAUAUAUGGGACUAUAAUACUAUAUAAACUAUUAUGUUGCAGAGUAUAAAAAAAAGUAUGGAAAAUAUGCUUCCAAUUAUAUAAUGUGACAACCUCAGGGUACUUAUAUAUUAAAAACGUGAUGGUAACAUUUUUUUGUAUUAAUAUCUAUAGCAACUAUACAUAGGUAUACAUGUUUCAAUAAAAAAAAAAAAAUGAAUUAAAUUUGUUUUUAAAUCACGUGCGGAUUAUUGUCACAUAUGCUUAAUGUUUAUCAUAAAUUAUCUUUACUAUAUACUUAUUCAUAAUAUAUUAUAAAAUAUAACAUAAUAUAAAAAUUACAUUUCUAUAGACUAUGUAGUAGUAGUAGAUCUACCAUAAUGCUGUAGAUAUAUUAUAAAAUAUAAUUCUAUACUAUAACCUGCCAACUAUAAAAAUGCAGUUUAAUUUUUCUGUAGAUUAUAUUUUUUUUUUUUAUUUAUGUCUUUAUCUACUAAUGCAAUUUAAAAUUAUUUAAAUAUAUUUAAACUAGUUGUUAAUGUGGUAUUUACAUACAACUAUAUCCCGUAGAAAAUGGAUAUUAAUUUUAAUUUAUAUGUUCCUUUUAUAAUUCAAAUGCGUUAAUAGUGUAAUAAGAAUAGUUAUAUCUUUGUUUUUUUUUCUAAGUACGAAUUUUAUUUUAAUUGUUAUUCACGAUAUUUUGCUGUAAAAAAUUCAGGUCGAUUAAUCCAUGGGAAACCGAGCGUUUGAUAAGAUUUUUUGGGCGUCAUACUGACACAAUCCUGUGUUAGUCAGACCGUACAGUGGGAAAUGUACCUGCCUACCUACAAGCUACAAGCAACCGACAUGUUUUUCUUACCCACCUGCGCACUAUCUAUACACAAUUCUACCGUGUUUUUAUACAUUUUACUGAUCGAAAAUAGAUUCAGCCGAAACAAAUUGAUUAGUAGACACUUUCUAAGUGUUAUUUGCAAUGGUACGUAUACCUAUAAUAUAUACACAUCUAUCUGCUGAAUUUCCAUUGCAAAACUGUCAACUUAAUUUGUUGAUUAGGAAAAUAACGAAAACCAUAACAAGUAUGGUAUUAAUCUAAUAUGUAAAUGUUACAAAAAUACAGACAUAGUGAAUUACUAAAAAUUGUUUUAAAAAUACUAAUAUAUAGAUAUUUUCAUAUUUUGAUUGCAAAUAAUUAAAUAAAAUGUUUUAAAAUUGCAUAAAAUGCAUGUUUCUAAAUGUGCAACUAAUUUGUUACUCAGUAAUAAUUUACUUGGAAUCUUAAAAUAAAUAAUCUUAGAAUUAAAAUGGUAAGUUAGGUUCUGUUUUUAAUUUAAUAUAUAUAUUUGUAUUAAAGAAAAACAAACUAUAUAAAUGAAUAAAAAAAGAAAAAGAUGGACAAGGUUCGUACGUUAGGUGGGCUACUAACUGUUGUAGUUGAGCAGUUAUAAAGGAAAGGUAUAGGAUAUAAGAUGGUAAUUUAAUGUUUAUCUGUAUGCAACGAUUAAUCAUUGCUAACGAAAGAUAAUUAUUUGCGGAGUUUUAGUUUGGUCUAUCAAUUUAAUCCACAGAGUAUUUACCGUGAAUAAAAAUUACGUAAAAAACUCACAAAAUUAAUGUCAAUAAAUAGCUCAAAAAUGAUUCAAAUGUUUUUAAAAUGUUACCACAUCUAUAAAAGGAAAAUAUAAGGUUUCAGUCCAAAUUUCAAGUCUCUACGAACAUUUUUAACGGAAUUAAAAUAAAAAAAGAAAAAUCGAAAAUAAUAAAAGCAUUAUUUUUGUAAAUUUUCCAGAUUUUUCUACAUUCUUUCCCUGUUAUUCUCGUUUAUUACGAAAACUGCUCGAAAAUUAAAAAAUGACUACAUAUGGAAUUUUUAGACGGUUUGUAAAAAAAGGAAUCUGAACUAUUUCUAUCUUAUAAUAUCUAUGUGAUGAAAAUAUCUUAGCUAAAAAAUGUUUAAAAUAUAUGUUUCGAAUUGAUAAAAUUAAUUCUAUUGUAAUAACUAAUUUUAAAAUAGUAUUUUGUUAUUUUAACGGCUGUGUUGGAAACAUAUACCUACUGAUGAACUAUGAACUUUAAAAUAAACAACAGGUAAUAAUAACAUCACGGCAACUUCCCACUUCUUUGAUAUAAAAUUAUGAUCUUUAAUUAUCCAUGCAUAAAUUAGGUAUAUACAUUAUUAGUAGCGCGAUGAAGUGAUUUUUGUUACAGGGUCCAACAUUUUUAGAAAUAAUUAUUCAUAUUCCUUUAAAGAUACAAAAGUAACGUUUUCUAUAAUAUAUUAUUAAAAUUAUACGUAGGUAAUAAACUGCUGACUGUAUAGUUCCCACAAUUAAACAUUGGCCCCUUUAAAACAUGAACACUGCUAUUAUUUUAUUUUUAUUUUUUUGAUAAGUAAUCACAAAAAUAAGGAGGUGUCUGGUAUAAAAAAAAAUAUCUAUUCCAAGUUAUGGUUCUAAAUAAAUGAACAAUACAAAAAGUUGUGAAUGGUCUUUUAAUAUAGUGUUUUAAAUUUAUUUUAUUUUUUUGAAAAAUGUAUUUAAUAGGUACUGUAAAAAAAGUUCUAAAAAAGUUUCGUCCUAGUACUUUAAAAAGUAUAAAAGUAUAGCUAAAUCCUGUAGAUUUCAUAUGCUAUUCGUAGUGGUGAUAAUCUUAAACAAUUAAAAACUAAUUGGGGGGAAUAAAUGCAAGAAGUUAUAUAUUAUUAUGAGCUCUACAUUCGACAUUGUUAAUAAGAUGAAAUUAUUUAUUGUUCUUUAAAAAUUGUACACACCAACACACCAAAUACUAUGCUAUUUACAACCUAUAAGAUAAAUUUAAAUCUUUGGUUUUUGGAUAUUAACAACACCAUAAAGCAUAUUACAUUUAAUUGUUGAUUGUUUAAUAGUCCAACUCAAAACUCUUAAUCGAAAAAAAAAAUUGUUGAUUGUAAAGCACUUUUUAUAUCUAUUGAAAUUAAUUUUAUUAAAUUUAAAUGAAUUAAAAUGCUGUUUAGCUUAGUAGACCAUUUCAUUUACAACGCUUUUCGCUUUUUUAUUUUCACCAAAUUAUUAACGGCCCAUGACAACUGGGUCAAACGUUCACUUAACAGCGCCCGCAUCAUAUAUGAAUUACAAAUUAUGAAGUUUAGUAAAAGGAAACAUGAGAUUAGUCGAGAUGAUUGUUGUGUAGUUUUACUACUUUGAAGCAAUCUGAUAUUUUCACGAAUAGACAUUAGGUUUAAUAUAUUUUAGGAUUUGUUAUAGUUUCAAGUUUGUAAUUUGUAUACGAUUUAUUAUACAAUCAAUUUUCACAUAUCAUGAAGGAAUGGUUAGGUACUUUAAUGCUUAUAUGGACAAAUCAAAUAUUUAAGUGAUUAAUUAAAUAUUAUUUUUAUUAUAGAAGUUAUAUAGAAUAGAGUAUACAUAUAUACAUAUAGGUGACUGUCUCAAAAUAAUAUAACAACUAUAUCUAUAAGUAAGUUAAAUUUAUAUUUAAGAGUGGAUUAAUUAAAAUUUCGUUUAUGUGAGAACAUUUAUGUACAUGUAUAACGAAAAAUUGCAGUUAUAUAAAGUGUAAACGUACUUAUUACAUCUGUAUUUUAGACAGAUAUCUUCAUUAAAUACUAAAUGGAUCCAUAUAAGUCUGUAGGUACUAGAAUUUAUAAAUUAUUAUAAUCAUGAGUUUAAUGAAUUUAUACGAAGAUUGCUGUACUUAUAGAAAUGAGAAUGAAGAAUCUUCACACGUUGAAUAAUAAACGUGUAUCUAAUAUGUUAUUAUAUUUAACUUAAUAUAUUAAUACUUAAUAAUAUUACGAGCAUUAUAAUAAUCAUUAUCAAGUUGAUUUCAUAUUUUAUGGUGCGAAACACGAUAAAAAACAAAUAUGAUAGAUUUGUAAUCUGAAACCGAUGACCCUUAUUACAAAACAUUCUCGGUAAAUUAUAUUUAAAUUUACAAGGUAAAUAGAUAAAAAGUUAUUUUAGGUGACUAGACGCCUAUUGUUAAUAAAAAUAACAUUUUAAAUUUACAAGAGCAAAAGUAACAAUAUAAUAUACCUAUUUAUUUUAUUUGUUUUAAAACAUCUAUAAUUGUUUAAAUAAAAUCAAAGCGAAAAAUAUCUAGGUAGGUACCUAUAUAUUAUAAUAUAACCUAGGUAUAUUUAAUUAUCCUUGUUGUGUCCGAACAUCCGUUCGUCUACAUAGUUACUAGUACAUAUAAUAAUUAUAUGGUUGUUAUAGCUGUUGAUUUGAUUGACAAGAAGAAUAAUUACAUUAUUAAUAAUAUUUAUUAUUAUCAUUAUAAGUAUCAAUUUUAAAUAAUAGGUGCCUAUCAAAUAUAAGGGGUAUCUACCGUAAGUAGUGGUUUUUUUUUUUUGUUGAAAACAUAUGUUUCUAGUUUCAAAGCGCGUGGCUCCAUAUGCACUCCGAUAAGAAUUUUGAAAAUAUUCCUAGAUUUUGUAGAAUUUUCUCAAGGGAUCGAUUGAAACAAUUUACCAAUUAGGUCUUUUGUUUCAAAAUAAAAAAUCAUUCAAGUUUUUAAAAUUUGCUUUUUUUCAAAAAGUUUAACGAAAGUCCUGUUACUAUUUACAAAAAGCGGUAUUUAAUUUAUUUAGGUUUCUAGACAUAAGACUAUAUUAUGUUAUAUUAUGUUUUCUUUUAAAAUUACAAAUUAUAGUUAAUUGUUUAAAAUAAGUACGUUUAGAAAUCGGAAACUUUGUACACUCGGAAAGUAAGUUUUUCUAAUUUUCUGUUCAAUCAUAUUAUAUUGUAGGUAUUGAGCUAUUAGUUUUGUUUUUUAUUUUAAAACAGUACGUCCAUUCAACAACAAAAUUUAUGAUCAAAGACUUCUUCGCGUUCAUCACAUAAAAAAAUGGACGCGACACAGAAGGGUUUACUCAGAGAUCACAGGAUCCCUUCUGCUGAUACCGACCAAGAAUAUUUAGAACAGUAUCAAGAAAAAAUAGUGGACAGUCAAAAUCGCCAAUUACUUCCAUUACAAGAAGAUUUGGCGGACUGGAUCAAUAAAUCAUUGGGUAAGUGGAUGGUAAAAUUGCUAUACUUAUAAUAGUUACUUACUUGUUCAUUUUUGAAAUUUAUAUUUGUUUGUUAACUAUCAAAUCAAAAAUGAUGCAAUAGUCAAAACCUUAGGAACGUGCAUUUAUAACUUAUGUACUUAUGUAUAAGUGCAAUCUAAAAAGAACUUCCAGUAAAAUUGUUAAGCAAUUCUUAUCGGCCAAAACAAUUAUAUCCACAUAAAACCAAAUGAAAACUAAAAAAUGUCAAAUAUGAAUAGCUUAAAAAUAGCCAGAAUAUUUUUUAAAAAAAAUGACCAUCUCUAAAAGACCAACAUAAGUAUUUUAUGGAAAUGUCAGGUCUCUAUGAUUAUUUUUAAUCGUAUUACAACAAAAAAAAAAUAAAUUCGAAAAUAAUGAAACAGUUUUUUCAGUAAACUUUUCUAUUUUUUCCGAGUUAUUAUAAAAACUAAAAGAAAAUGAAAUACUACACUAGAAUUUCGGAGCAAGAUUUUUGGUAGAAAAACAAAAUAAGAAAUAUCACAAAAAACACUUCGAAAUUUAUAACUUGUCUCUAUUUUUAUGAUCUUAAAAAUAUAGUCCAAUUUAUUUUGAAAUAUGCUAAACAAAUGACGUUUCAUACGAAAAAUAAAAAAAAUUGUUUAUACAUUUUUUAAAAACCGAAACCUGUGAAAACUUUUUUACAGCCUUUCUCCCCCCCCCCUCCCGCUUGUUAUUUCAAUUAUAGCGAUCGUAGGGAAACUCAAACAAAUUUUGAUUUCUGAUACAUGUCAAACAAAUGACUAAGCACCAAAAACAAAAAAAAACAAAAACAAAAAUUUAAAUUUUGAAAACUCAAGGACUGGAGAAAAGUUUCUACAGUUGCCCAUUGGUAUUUCGGUUAUAACCUAUGUAAGAAGUCUAUACAAAUUCUAGAAUGUGCCAAACAAAUGAUCUACUGUAAUAGUCAAUUCAUGAAUAUUUUAAUUUUAUGAAAAUUCACCUAUAUUAAUAGGUAUUUAACAAAACAAAUUAUGUAUAUAGGCGUCUAUAGACGCCUGUAAUACCUAUACCUAUACAUUUAUUAGGUAAGUUAAUAAGGUUAAAUUAUCUUAUUCACAAUUAUUUAUUAAUUCAUCAUUAUUAUUUUGAAAAUGUAUUUAUGUGCGCGUUAUAAUGAAAAGAAAAUGAUUUUUUAAACAUUAGCUAGGUAAAUGAUAUAGGUAUUGAUAUAAUAUUUGUUCGCCCGCAACUAUUAUUUUUCCGAUUCAACCGUUUUUACAUUGGGUGCGCGGAGACCUAAAUUGCACCUGGUGUGAACAGUAUUUCUGAACUCCCCUUCAAUAAUAUAAUUUUAUAAGUUCGUGGCAUUAUUAUUAUAUAUAUAUAUAUAUAUUUUUUUUAGUAACACACAAUACUCGUUAUUAUAAUUUAGGCACAUAUUUAUAUUAUUUUGGCUAAAUAUUACUAUCAAAUAUAAUAUUAUGUACUGUUCAAAAAAAUGUAUUUAUAGUGACUAUAUUAUCUACUUUACAAUAGAAAAUAUAUUGUAUAAUAUUAUACCGAUGAAUACCAACUGGUCCUUGUGGAGUGAACGUAUAGACAUAGACCGUGAUGUAUCAACUAAUACGAGUAUAAUAUGUUAGGUAAAUUGAUGCAUCAUCAAUUUUCAGUUUCACUUAAAAUCUGUUAAAUUAAAUCUAUCUUGAAAUCACAUAUAAGUGAAAAUAAAAUCAGUAGUAUUAUUUGUAGUACACUAGUACCUAUACUAUAAAUUGAUAGUAAAAUGACCACAUUAAAUACUCACGGAUUUAAUUAUUGGCAACUCCCAAAAAUUGCUUUAUCAUUAUCUUAAUUUUGAAUCAUUUUAAAUCUUUUCUCCUUGCGUUAAAUAAAUCAUAGUCCAUAAUAAUAUAGUUAAAUAUUUAAAAGAGUACAUUAUAUUCAAUCAUCAAAAUAUUACUAUGUAUUUACAAUUUUUGGAUUACGUGUAUACAAUUUAUUUUAUUUUAAGUAAAGGUAUGAGCUGAAUUAAAUUGUUAUAAUAUUUUUCUACGCUGCAUAUUGCAAUAUUCGAUUUAGAAGUCACGCAAAAGGAUUUAUGAUGCCUACAGUAAAUGGGAAAUCAGAAAUACUGCAAGCCUCAUGUCAUAAUUUAUUUGGGUUUGUACCCAGGUACGAGCACGGAACCCAUAAAUAUUAUCAUUUUUAUGUAGGUAGCUAGGUAUUUUUUGAAGCCAUAUGUCACGCUACAUUGCUGUAUUAAGUAUCGUUAUACCUAUUCAAAAUUCAACUAUAUUCACCAUAUUGUUAUAUAAAACGAUUUAGUUCUUGUAUAUUAUGUAAAACAAAAACUACAUUAUUAUUUGCUUCGUAUCUAGUUGAGUUUUAUUAGAAUCGCUCAAAUCACUGUUUAACAUGAAAUAAAUCUCAACAAAUCAUAAAUAAUAACAAAUUAAAUAUUUUGUUUGUGCUUCGACGUUUUACUUAUAUAACUUAUUACAAUAGAUAUAGCUUAUCAAAAUGGAUAAAUACGAUUUGUAUAUUAUAUCGGAAACAAUUUAAGCAAAUGUUGUCCAACUGUUAUGAUCACUCAUCCUAAAAUAAAACAACUAUAGACACAAAAAAUAAAUAAAUACUAAUUAUAAUUUAUAUCACAUGUCGUAAUCACGUAGACAAGUGUAGGUGUAUAUUUUAUGCUACGUCUGUAGGUAUAAUGUAAUUUUUAAAAAGGUGUUGUUAUAUUGCAGCUUAUAAUAAUAGUUCAUAGUAUAUACUUCCAAGAUUAUUUUUUUUUUGAUUUAAAUAGCAAUUAUAAAUUAUGUCAACUUAUUUAGAAAGUAGGUAGUCACAGUUAAUGUUAUAGUAUUUCUGUUAUUUUAAAAUAUAUUUGAAGGUUAACGGUUAAUAUUUUUAUAUUUAAAUGUCUUGUAAGUUAUAUACUCGUAGUACGCGUUAUUAUCAGUCUUCGUGCGUUAACUAUGCAGAUGAUAUUAUAAUUUAUAGAUCAUAUAGGUUUAAAAACUAUAUUAUUUUUAUUAUUAAAAAUAUAUACAAAUUCUUACGUAUUGAGUAAUUAUUUUAUAGUUUUAGGCAAUGGUCUAUACUUAUAUAGAUACAUUCUGAUUGAUCUAAUUUCUAUAUUACAAAAUAUAUAUAUAUAUAUUGGUAUACCUAAUUACUUAAUAAUGUUUCAGUCGAAAUGUAUAAGUUUUCUUGUUUAUUCGUUUUUACAAUUUAGUAUGUGUAUUCUUAACAGCAUCACGUCUACAGCCAUGCUCACACACUAUCUAUGUUAUAUAAUGUAUAUAUAUAUAUAUUGUUAUACAUGUAUUCGUUUGACUACUGUAACAAAUCAAGAGUUCAUGACUAUAGGGGGUUCGUUGGCCUAUAUAAUUUGAAGUCGCCUCCUGUUUUCCAUUCUAAAUAAAAUCGAUCCUGCUAUAUUCCAGCCAAAAGGUCACAUAAUAAUUUUGUUUAGGUAUUUGGUACCUAAAUAUAAUAACGUCUAACAUCAUACUAUGUCUAGUUGUAGGUAGUCUAGUUACAAGAAGAGUAAUAAACUAUGUUGGUAGACUUUGAAAUGUCACGCAUAAAAAAAAUAUAGUCAUAAUAAUAAUAAUAAUAAUAAUAAAUAAGAAAAAUAAAAUAAGAACACAACCAUAACAAAAGGAGCCAUGGCAUCUUUCGUGAUUCACUAUUCUAUCUUUCUCGCCUAUCUUCUAUUAUUUGUGGAACAAAAUAAUGGAUGUUUUAUUAUAUUUUAUUUUUAUUUUUUCAUAGAUAGCGGUUUUUUUCCUUUUUAAUAUUGUGUAACCGUAUUCAAUGAUCAAUAAUUUCACUUGCUUAUAUAAAUUGCAUAAACUGCGUAGUUAUCCCUCGAAUGUCUAAACUCUAUAAAAACAUAUCCAGCCGAGAGGGUGAAAUCAAUAUUAUUUCAGUUAACCCAGUCACAGCAUCCCCGGAAUGACGUCAGUACAUUGCCACCCGUCCAAGGCCAAACGGAAAAUACUAGUGAAAACCAUGCUUUGAGAAAAAUAUAAUAUUUUUAUACAUAUUAUACACUUCAUUAAAUAUUUCUAUUUAUUAUAAAUGUUUCUACCUAUAUUUAACGAUUCUGUAGUAUAUGUAUAGGUUUAAAUAUAUAUACUAUAAUAAUCUCGUUAUGAUAAAAAUACUUACCUUUCUAUUAGUUACUGUAUUUAUUAAUAAUAAUAAUUAACUAAAAAUUAAGUUAUAGACGCAUUAAAACAGACAAAAAGCGAAUAUAUGAGUACAUUUAAUUUAACUGGUAAUGACAUUAAAUUUAUAAAAAGUAAGAAGUAAAAAUGGAGAUGAGAAAUAUUAUUAUACGAAAUUCAACAGGCUAUUUUCAAUAGUUUUUGAUUUUACAAUUAUUAUUUAGCACCCAUUAUAGUUAUACUAAAACAUUUAAUAUCAAAUACCAAACAAUUCUAGGUAAAAACAAUAAUCAGGACUCCUUUUCGAUAUACAUAUAACAUUUUACUGAUCAACUUUCUCCAAAUGUUUUUUUUAUACUAAAUAACAUAUUCUGAUAAUUAUGUUAAACAAAAUUAAAAUCUUAAUAUGUCUACUAAAAAAAUAGUCUUUUAAAUUCCACCGAGGUUUAAAAUGUAUAGAUAGGUGUUUUCAAUGUCGUUUGUAUUUCAUAAACCAAAUUUAAAAUUAAAAUAUGAUAUACAAUUAAGUUUAUCAUUUCUUAAAAUGGAAAGUUUUGAAGUAGACUAAUGUGUUGAUAUUUGAAUGUGAAAUUGUAAAAGUAAUUAUCUAUAAUUGAAACAUUUUAGACAAGUUGGAUAGGUUUAUAAUAUUAUUAUUUAUAACACAAUAAGUGGAGAGAUAAAAUAGAAAUGUAAGGAAGUAAACUCGCAUGGAGUGAAAAUUAUUUCAUAACAUUGCAAGUAGUUUUUAAUCGUAUCAUAUUUUUAACUUUAAACAUAAUAUGACAUAUAGUUAGUGAAUUGCAAAUACGUCUUAGGUGUUAAUUGAGAAAUAAACCAAUUUCUAUUAAUCAACCCAUUCAAUUUUUAAUAGUGGGUACUUAUAUUGUAAUAAAUAUAUGAAUUUUCCUAAAAUUUAGUGAUUAGUAGAUCAAAAAUAUUCCAUGACCCUCGCAACAUUUUUAAACACUACCAGGUUUUUGUUAAAUUUUAUUUUUAUGUGGUAUACAAAUCAAUAUUAUUUUUAUAUACUUGAGAUUAUAUAGUUAUAUACGUUUAUUAUUGAACGUCAAUUAAACUGGUAUCUAUAAUGAUUGUUAAAUGAAAUGAAAAAGAAACAAAUUAUUGUUAUGAAUAGAAAAUAUAAUUUGAUUUAGGUAUGGAUAUAUUUGUAUUCAAGGGUGUAUACACAGGGAGAUGUGUAGAUAGAUACCCCCCACUCAUUUCCAAUUUUUAUAUAUAUAUAUAUAUAAUGUACCAGAAUAUAACGAAAAUGGAUAUAUUUUUACAAAACUAAAGUCAUUUACUAAACUACACCAAUUUAUCAAUUUAAAAGUUGAAAAAUUUUUUUAACGGGUUGUGAAUUUUUCAAACCAGCGAUCGCCACGAAUAUUUAAAACAAAUUUUAAUUCAGUUUUUCUAUCAUAAUAUCAUUAAUGGAUCUAUUAUUUACGUUAUUUUAAAAAUAUAUUAUAGUACUAUUCUCUAUAACUAAGUAUCUACCUAAAUUGGAAAGUGUUUGGCGUCUGCAUAAAUCGUUAAUGGUUUUCCGUAAAUCCAAUAUUCGAUUUGGGUCACCAUCAUUGUCGAAGAUAUUUAGUUUUUUUUUUUUUUUAAAUUGUAGUAGUAAUUUAUACAUAAUAUAAAAUACCUAUCUAAAGUAGGUUAUCAUUUAUUUUAUAGUACACUUACCUAUUUUAAUAAUCUAUAUUUAUUAAUUAUUACAAUACUGUCAAUACUACUUAGAUAUUCGAUAUGUAAAUUAUCUUCUAAAUUAAGAAUUAUAAUUAUUAACCACUUAUAAAAUAUAUUGUGUAGUUCAACCAGUGGCGGAAUUAUGGGGGGUCCAAGGGGUCUGGACUCCAUCCCAGACACCAAUAUAAUUUAUCAAUAAAAUGUUACCUAUCUUAAAAUACAUAUUAUUUUCCAGACUACUAAUUCAAUUUUCUUUUUUUUCUUCACCUUCAACUCAUCUAUUUGGGAUCAGCCACUCUCACCCUAAACUCCCAUUUGACUCUAUCUCCCACAUCGAUAUCACAUUUUUUACGUUCUAAGUGGAUUAUGAUCGAUAAACUAAUCCAUAGAGUAAAGUUAUAAUUCGAAUUUUUUUUUUAUAUUUAUCAUUUGGCCUGUCCUAAUAAAAUUGUCUAGUUAACUAAUGAGAUUUUUGUGUUCGAUUGGUGGGAAAAAAAUGCAAUAAAAAACCAGAUACCACCCAUUCAUCCUUAUGUUUGAUUGCCUAAUCUAACCUACAUAUCUAUAACAGAUGAUUUAUAUAAGUGGAUAAUAUAAAGCACUUAAGAAAUUAAAUAACGUCUUAUAAGAAUUGACUGAUUACAAUAUUAAACAUAUAUUUUACAUUUAUAAUGUAAUUUCACAUAUUAUACACAAUAAUUCGUGUAUUUUCUGUCUGUUUAUAGUAUUCAACUGGUAUAAGUUAUGAAUAAAUACGUUUAUAAAUGGUGUAAGAUACGAAUAUAUUGAUUGUAUACAUAGUGUGAGGUACACGUCAUAUAUUACAAACUGGCGUAAUAAUAAAGAGAAACGCUGUUUAAAAAUUAAAAUUAACAAUUGAUAGGUAUGUAAGGAAUAAAGGUAAAAUAUUGAGCAUUUUAUUUUCUAUACACGACAUACCUAUUAUUAGCCUACCCUUACACGAAACUACAGUGUUAAACUAAACUUUUUUUUUUUUUUUCAAGCAUUUCUGUUUAGUCUAAAACAAUUUUAUCCACAGAUUACCUACCAAAUAAACUUUACGUUAAAUUCGCAAAAUUAAAAUGUUGAUAAAUAACUCACAGAUGGCUCAAAUGUUUUAAAAAUUAUAACACGUCUAAAAAAAUAAGGUUUCUGUCCAAAUUUUAAGUCUUUACGAAUAUGUUUAACUAAAUUACAACAACAAAUACAAAAUUGAAAACAAUAAAAGAAAUAUUUUCAUAAAUUACACACACCAUAUAUUAUAUAAUAUAAUAAUACAAAGUGUCCUGGAACUGCGUUUUACCUUUUUAGUCCUACCGUAAAAAAUAUACGCGUUCCGUGUUUUCCGUGCUGCUGGACCGUAUAAAGUAACUCAGAGCCGUUUCAAAAUAAUUUAAAUACCUAUCUAUAGGAUCUUUUGUGUAAAAGAACAGAGACUUUGGCGAAAAUUCAAAACAUAGGAUUAAGUACGUGUAGGUGUUUUGCAUCACCUGAAGCAUCAGGUGUUUUAUGUGAAUUUGAAUGAGACUUAAAAGGAAGUUCUACAAAAGUGUGGCGAGAGCGACUAUGUUGUAUAGUCUGCAGUGUUGGGUGGUAGAUAGACAAAUAAUAUAACAGGGAAUGAGUGUAGCAGAGAUAAGGAUGUCUAGGGGGAUGAGUAGAAUAACGAGAGAAGAUAGGAUUAGGAAUAAAUACAUUUAUGUAUUCAUUAAAUAAGUUUAUUCAUUACCUCUUAAGGUAGCUUAAGCGUGGCUUCGAUAUUGAACAACAAAAUGAGAGAUAGGCUAAGAUGGUUUGGGCACGUUAUGAGAAGAGAAGAAUCAGAAUAAGUAGUAAAAAUUGGAAUGGAAAUUAACUUAGGUGGAAUGAGGGAGUUGAGAAAGACUGAAAAAAAGGUUAUUGUAUGCGAUUGAGAAUAUGAGAACAACCGUUUGGAAGUUUAGAAUGAAGAGGACUGACCUCAAAUAGUUAGGAUGAAGCCAUCGUAAUAAUUGCAUGUAAUAUAUUACUCUGAAACACGUUCAUUAUUUGUACAAAUAUUCAAUACGUUUAUAUAUACACGUAAUCUAGAUCAAAUAUUUUCCUCGAAUAUUUGUGCUCUUUUGCAUAUCGAUUUCAUAAAAAAAAAUUAAAUAGGUACUUACAUGCAUAUAACAUAUGAAUUAUAAAGGCAAUUAUAUAUAUUAUAAUAUAAUACAAUUAUAAAAAAAAAAUUGAAUUAUUAUAAAACAGGUACCUAUGGGUGAAGAUAAUUUACUGAUAAAUAAAAUAAUAAAAUAUGUAUCACGUGUUUUUGUAUUGAAAUCAGUUUUAAUUAAUCGUUGACCUUUUGUAUAAAAUGUAUUUUUAAUUUUUACUAGCAUAUGGUAGGUACCCAUGUUUUGUGUAUAAAAAUAGCGUUUUAAGAAAAUAUCAAUAUAUUAAAGAAAUACGUAUGUAUUAUUAUACCUAUAUAGGCAUUUUUUUUUCUGUAACUACAAACAAAUUACAAGUUUUUAUUCAGGGCAAAAUGUCAAGAUCAUCAGUAUUACAGAAUAUGAUAAAUUAUAUUAAUAGAAUUACAGUUUAGACUGCAAUACGUGUAUUCACAUUUAUCUAUAAUAGAAGAACAAAAAUAAGACCAUUUAAAAAAUUUAUUGUUUAUUUCAAAUUUAAAUGUACGACAAGUAGUUAACGACCUACGUUAUUAAAUCCUUCUAUAUAAUAUAGUUUCUCUAUCUUAUGGUUUUAGUUCUUUGUAUUUUUUUAAAUAAAUUGAGAUUAAAUAAUUUAAAAAAGUAUCUACCUAGUUAUUUGUGUAGCCGUGUAGCUAAUAUAAAUCAUUUGAUUUGCUAUAAAAACAAUUUGUUUUUCAGAUAUCGAUUGGUUGAAUGCUAUUAAUCUUUUAGAUAUGUUGGACAACGGUGUCAUCCUGUGUCGCUUAGCCAAAACAAUUGAAUGCUUAGCACAGGAGUCCAUAAUUACAGGGCACUACAAAGGCGUAUGUCGAUUUAUGUUUAAUAAUUUAUAAUACAUAUAUAAUUUAAGAAUUUAUGGACAACUAUGAUUAAUAAUUUGUCAUCAUUUUUUACAUAUUACCUAUAUAUAAAUGAGGAAGUAUAGAAAGAUGUGAGGUAUAAAAAUAAUUUUUCUACGGCUCUAAGAUUAAAUUAAAAUAGAUAUUAUAUAGAGAUUAGAUUAAUUAAAAGGUGAACACAUAUUUGAAUUUGUUACUUACUCGUUAUUUUCACUGAAAAAGCGUAGAACAAAACUCUUCGAACUUUUUGAUACCCCGAAAAAUGUGUUUCAAUAUUUCAAGGAGGGAAAAUCGUAGAUUAUAGAAAUACUAAUAACUUUCUCGCUGUUAGAAAUCUAAAAUCAAGAAGACUUGCUUAACUCAUACAAUAUCAUAUAUCAUAAACAAUUUUUAGGAUUUACCAACAAUAUCUUCACGUUGUUUCGAGUCUGCAGCAAGGCACAGUUUUUUUUCAAGAGACAACACCGAAAAAUUCAUUCAAUUUUGUCGUCGUCUUGGUGUACAUCAACAUCUUUUAUUCGAAAGCGAUGAUCUAGGUUCAUAUUACACAUUAUUUACAGAUAAAUAUUAUUUUAAUCAAUCAGACAAAUACAAUUUUUGGUUUUUUCUAAAAAUGUUGUUUUGCAUCCCAGUUUUGCAGAACAAACCUCGUAAUGUCGUAUUAUGUCUGAUGGAAGUUUCCCGGUUGGCUUCUCGGUUCGGGUUGGAACCACCGGGUUUGGUGCAAAUGGAAAAAGAAAUUGACGCCGAAGAAGCCAGAGACCAAAAUGACAACUCAAAUACAUCACAAAUAUGCACUCCGAAUAUUAGACAUCGGUUAGUUGUGAAUAUAUUUUACUUGGUAUAAAAAUAAUAAUAUAUUCAAAUCGCAAAUGAAAAACUGUGCAUAUUAUUUAUAGCUCGACCAGUGCAAUACCAAUGGCCAUCAGAUCGGUGAGCAAAUUAAGAAGGACAGAGAGCCUCGGAGCUGCGUCAAUGGCCACUUUGAAAUCAGAAUCAGACACUACAGACGACGAUUGCACGAUGGAAGGAGGCAAUAACUUCAGCGAACUUGAUUACAAAGUAUAAAUUUAAAUUUAAUUUUUUACCUCCCAACUAACUAUAACCUAGUAAUCAAGUAACCUAUAUACAUAAUGUUGGACGUAAAUAGGUAUUAAAUUAGCCUAUUUUUUACAGGUAAAACAAGCUAGUCGACAAGCCCUUACACAGUGUCGUUGUCAAGGCAAGAAACUGAAAUUGAAAAAAAUAGGUGAAGGAAGGUACAACAUUCACGGCCGAAACGUAUUCAUUAGGGUAAAUGUCAAUUAAUGUUUUACUUCAAUAUUGGUAUCGAAUUAUUUGAUGAAUAUUUUUGUUGAAAUAUUAUAUCUACUAACACGUUUUUUUUUUUUCAAAAGCUGUUAAAAGGGACACAUAUGAUGGUACGUGUUGGAGGCGGAUGGGAUACACUAGAAAAUUUUCUGACUCGCCACGACCCAUGUCAAACGCCCGGUCGUCCGGUAGUUCGAAUCUCCUCACCUUCCAAUAAUCGAACACCAUCGCCAGCACCGCCAAACAGUCGUAUACAGUCACCUUCGCAACGCAAGUCGUCCAUACCGAGAUACCUGGGAUCAAAGUUUAAUUCACCCAACGCAUUCAAAACACUACCCGAAUCUACACUUUUAGCACGCUAA
Messenger RNA from Cinara cedri, 22439 nucleotides. The record is from the annotation of a GenBank genome assembly. Lineage: Eukaryota; Metazoa; Arthropoda; Insecta; Hemiptera; Aphididae.